CUUGCUCUAACUCUUUCUCUGCACUGAAUCAGAAAUGGGUCCUCUUAUAGGAUUCAUGUACCGUCUCCUGCACAUAGAGAUCAUCCGUCUUCUCAAGAAGAAAAGGCUUGACCCUUGUGACUGUUUCCCCGGCAUCAAUGAAGUUGAUAUCUACAAGCUCGAUCCCUCUGAGUUGCCUGGACUUUCAGAGACCAAGUCCGAUGAACAAGUGUGGAACUUUUUCUGUGAACCGUAUUAUAAGUAUGCAAACAGCAAAUGUGCCAACCGAAAAACGAGGACAGGAUACUGGAAAAUAACAGGUAAAGGAUGUGUCGUCAAGGAUAAAAGUGACAAAAUCAUCGGAAGCAAAAAGACUUUGGUUUUCUACAAACGUGGUGGUGCUUCUAAGGAGGCCAAAACUGACUGGGUCAUGCAUGAAUUCUAUGUUAAGGAGAACCCUCUUUAUAAGAGGGAUUUAGCUUUCUGUUACAUCGAAAAGAAUCCAAAAAGCAAGUCGAUUAUCUCAACUCCCGAUGAUGGUGAAUCAUAUCACAAUUUGGCUUCUGAUUCUGAAAAUACAGAGAGUCUUUCUACAGAGGUAGAACUUCAACUACUAGAGCAGCACAGUUCGGCUUCUGAUCCUGGAAAUCAAGUUUCAGCAGAUACUUCUCCAAUGGAGGAUGCUCAACAAAUUGAAGAAUUACUUGAAGAAUUCAAUGCACUCCUCGCACCACAGUCGCCAAUAAUCCAGAACAGGGAUCCAUUCCUCCCCAUACUCAAACGGCUUUAGUAGUAGACAGACUCUUCCUGCUGACACGACACUCAUGACAUCGAUACAUUUGUCAAUGAGAUGUUUGGGGACUAUCCUCCAGCAGCUGUGUUAAUCACAAUUAAAAGUUGCA
Molecule: messenger RNA, 881 nt
Organism: Pistacia vera
Lineage: Eukaryota; Viridiplantae; Streptophyta; Magnoliopsida; Sapindales; Anacardiaceae
Product: NAC domain-containing protein 16-like
Exons: 5
Coding region: 35-769 (244 amino acids)
Biological process (GO): regulation of DNA-templated transcription
Molecular function (GO): DNA binding
Source: RefSeq, a predicted model, not a curated record